Chiroxiphia lanceolata (lance-tailed manakin) is the source of this 1492-nucleotide messenger RNA. It is a transcript of the gene JOSD1, whose product is annotated as Josephin domain containing 1. The record is from RefSeq and is a predicted model, not a curated record. The transcript has 4 exons. Gene Ontology annotation, biological process: protein deubiquitination. NCBI's taxonomy places the organism in Eukaryota, Metazoa, Chordata, Aves, Passeriformes, Pipridae. Gene Ontology annotation, molecular function: cysteine-type deubiquitinase activity. Bases 789 to 1397 code for a protein of 202 amino acids.
GUGGUGGUGGUUGUGAGGGCGCAGGGUGGGGAGGGCCGAGGUGGGAAGGUGCGGGGCAGGCCGUGGGGCUGGUCCCGCCUGUGCUCCCCUCCCUCCCACGGGCUUUGUGCCGCCUCCUGCCGUUGCUAACGGAGACUUCCCUUUGUCGGAGCGCAGGGUGACCUGUGAGGAAUCGCCUUCCCCGCAGCCUGGACUUGGGCUUCUCGUGGCCUAGCAAGAAGCGGUUUCUUUUCCCGAGCUGUUGGCAUCUUCCUGCCAGGAUUCAUUCGUUCCCAAAGGAAUGGAGGAAUGCAGCUGAUAAGUGCUUAACCACGCUGUGCCCCUAUAGGCAGCACCAGGCGCUGGCUUUAUCGUCACCGCUUUGGCACUUUGGGUGGGCUUCUCCUUCUUACCUGCUCUGGGUACCCUUUUACUGUCACUGUAGACCAAAGGAGAUGGAAGAAAAGGAGCGAUGUGAUAAAUUCCAGCUGGUACCUAGACGCUAAGGGGAAUCGUAUAUUUUGACUUUUUUUUUUUCCUUUUUUUGUUUUCUGUGAAGGGGAAGGGAAGUAUUUUAUGGGGUAUGGGAGGAGGGAGGAAAAAUAUGCUGCAGAUCUUCAUGUGGUUUUUAAAACCAGCUGUCAGAGGGAAUUACUGAAUAAACUGAAGCACAAGAGGAGGGUUUGUGAGCUGGAAGCAGCGCUAGCCCACCAAAGAAAGGGGCAGUGAGCUGCUGUUGUGACUGUGGAGGCAGAAACUUCAGCCUCCUUCAUUUCUCACCAACUACUCCACAUCCACCCAUCGAGAAAAUGAGUUGUGUGCCAUGGAAAGGUGACAAGACCAAAUCAGAAUCGCCAGAGCCACCCCAGCCACCACCACUGCACAUUUACCAUGAGAAGCAGCGCAGGGAGCUGUGUGCCCUCCAUGCCCUCAACAAUGUCUUCCAGGACAGCAAUGCCUUCACCAGGGAAACCCUGCAGGAGAUUUUCCAGAGGCUGUCUCCCAACACCAUGGUGACCCCCCACAAGAAGAGCAUGCUGGGAAAUGGGAACUAUGAUGUGAACGUGAUCAUGGCAGCCCUUCAGACCAAAGGCUACGAGGCGGUUUGGUGGGACAAGCGCAGGGAUGUUAACGCCAUUGCCCUGUCUAACGUGAUGGGCUUCAUCAUGAAUCUGCCCUCCAGCCUUUGCUGGGGCCCCUUGAAGCUCCCCCUCAAGCGACAGCACUGGAUCUGCGUCCGGGAGGUGGGAGGCACCUACUACAACCUCGACUCCAAGCUCAAGAUGCCCGAGUGGAUUGGAGGUGAAAGUGAGCUCAGGAAAUUUUUGAAACACCAGCUGAGAGGAAAGAACUGUGAACUCCUACUGGUGGUGCCAGAGGAGGUGGAAGCACAUCAGACCUGGAGAGCUGACGUGUGAUCUGGACCGACUCUGUCCUCCAACUACAGCUCUUCCCCUUUACCAAACUCCUGAUGUCCUAAAACCUGGAUAAUGGAUGCCCCUACUCUUCCUGU